Equus quagga is the source of this 3042-nucleotide messenger RNA. RefSeq names its product seizure related 6 homolog like (gene SEZ6L). Gene Ontology annotation, biological process: synapse maturation. The transcript has 17 exons. The coding region runs from base 1 to 3042 and encodes 1013 amino acids. Gene Ontology annotation, cellular component: neuronal cell body; endoplasmic reticulum. NCBI's taxonomy places the organism in Eukaryota, Metazoa, Chordata, Mammalia, Perissodactyla, Equidae. The record is from RefSeq and is a predicted model, not a curated record.
AUGUCCUUGUGCAGUGAACAACCUGCCCAGCUGUACCUGGUGGUCCCGCCCCACAGACUGGAUGGGCCACCCGAGGGAGACGCCAGCCCUCCAGGGACUUACCUGAUGCCCUCAGGAGCCCUGGGGAGCAGCAGUCUGAGCCAAGAGAGCCGGGAAGAGAGAGUGACAACCGCGUCCCCGAAUCCGGCGCAGUCAGGAGAAGAGGGUCGGGAGCCUGAGCUGGAAGGGACGGCCCCCUCCGCGCAUCAGGACCCUGCGGCCCUGGCCACGCUGCUACCCGAGGAGGCCGCCACCAAGCAGACCUUUCCCCCCAGGAAGAAGCUGCCGUCGCUCCAACAGGUGAACUUGGCCAGGAAACAGCUGAGGCCGAAGGCCACCUCCGCCGCGGCCCUCCAGAGGGCGGGGUCCCAGCCAGCAUCCCCGGGCCUGGGCGUCCUCUCCUCCGCCACGGAGAAGCCCCGCCCGCCGGGGGACCCGGACCCCGCGACCUCGGAGGAGACCCGCCGGCCCUCGGAGGAGGAGCCCCUCUGGCUGGACAGGAAGGAAGGCGCGGGGCCCACGACGCCGGCGCCCCUGCAGAUCUCACCCUUCACCGCGCAGCCCUACGUGGCCCACACGCUGCCCCAGAGGCCCGCCCCCGGGGAGCCGGCCCCGCCCGAGGAGGCGCCAGAGGCUCCCCCUGAGGACGCCAGUCCCAUGACCUUGAUGGACAAAGGUGAGAACGAUCUGACCGGGUCAGCCUCCGAGGAGACGACGACUUCCACCAUCAUCACCACCACGGUCAUCACGACUGAGCAGGCUCCAGCUCUCUGCAGUGUGAGCUUCUCCGAUCCCGAGGGCUACAUAGACUCCGGAGACUACCCCCCGCUGCCCCUCAGCAACUUCCUGGAGUGCACGUACAACGUGACGGUCUACACUGGCUACGGGGUGGAGCUCCAGGUGAAGAGCGUGAACCUGUCGGAGGGGGAGCUGCUCUCCAUCCGCGGGGUGGACGGCCCCACGCUGACCGUCCUGGCCAACCAGACACUCCUGGUGGAGGGGCAGGUGAUCCGAAGCCCCACCAACACCAUCUCCGUCUACUUCCGGACCUUCCAGGACGACGGCCUCGGGACCUUCCAGCUGCACUACCAGGCCUUCAUGCUGAGCUGCAACUUCCCCCGCCGCCCCGACUACGGGGAUGUCACCGUGAUGGACCUGCACUCCGGCGGGGUGGCCCACUUCCACUGCCACCUGGGCUACGAGCUCCAGGGUGCCAAGACGCUGACAUGCAUCAAUGCCUCCAAGCCCCAUUGGAGCAGCCAGGAGCCCAUCUGCUCAGCCCCUUGUGGAGGAGCUGUGCACAAUGCCACCAUUGGCCGCGUCCUCUCCCCAAGUCACCCUGGAAACACCAAUGGUAGCCAGUUCUGUGUGUGGACAAUUGAGGCUCCAGAGGGCCAGAAGCUGCAUCUGCACUUCGAGAGGCUGUCACUGCAUGAGAAGGACAGGAUGAUGGUGUACAGCGGGCUCACCAACAAGUCCGCUCUUCUCUAUGACUCCCUCCAAAUCGAGAGUGUCCCCUUCGAGGGCCUGCUGAGCGAAGGCAACAGCAUCCGCAUCGAGUUCACGUCGGACCAACCGCAAGUGGCCUCAGCCUUCAACAUCCGGUUCGAGGCAUUUGAGAAAGGCCACUGUUACGAGCCCUACAUUCAGAAUGGGAACUUCACCACAUCCGACCCCACCUAUAACAUCGGGACCACAGUGGAGUUCACAUGCGACCCCGGCCACUCUCUGGAGCAGGGCCCGGCCGUCAUCGAGUGCAUCAACGUGCGGGACCCGUACUGGAAUGACACGGAGCCCCUGUGCAGAGCCAUGUGCGGUGGGGAGCUCUCUGCCGUGGCCGGGGUGGUGCUGUCCCCCAACUGGCCAGAGCCCUACGUGGAAGGCGAAGAUUGUAUCUGGAAGAUUCACGUAGGGGAGGAGAAACGGAUCUUCUUAGAUAUCCAGUUCCUGAACCUGAGCAACAGCGACAUCCUGACCAUCUACGACGGUGAUGAGGUCAUGCCCCAUAUCUUGGGGCAGUACCUCGGGAACAGUGGCCCCCAGAAGCUGUACUCAUCCACGCCGGACCUAACCAUCCAGUUCCACUCGGACCCUGCCGGCCUCAUCUUUGGGAAGGGCCAGGGAUUUAUCAUGAACUACAUAGAGGUGUCAAGGAAUGACUCCUGCUCAGAUCUGCCCGAGAUCCAGAACGGCUGGAAAACCACUUCUCACACGGAGCUUGUGAGGGGCGCCAGAAUCACCUACCAGUGUGACCCUGGCUACGACAUCGUGGGGAGUGACACCCUCACCUGCCAGUGGGACCUCAGCUGGAGCAGCGACCCCCCAUUUUGUGAGAAAAUUAUGUACUGCACCGACCCCGGAGAGGUGGACCACUCGACCCGCUUGAUCUCGGAUCCUGUGCUGCUGGUGGGCACCACCAUCCAGUACACCUGCAACCCCGGCUUUGUGCUCGAAGGGAGCUCCCUGCUGACCUGCUACAGCCGCGAAACCGGCACUCCCAUCUGGACGUCCCGCCUGCCCCACUGCGUUUCGGAAGAGUCCCUGGCAUGUGACAACCCAGGGUUACCUGAAAACGGGUACCAAAUUCUGUACAAGAGGCUCUACCUGCCGGGAGAGUCCCUCACCUUCAUGUGCUACGAGGGCUUCGAGCUCAUGGGCGAGGUGACCAUUCGCUGCAUCCUGGGACAGCCAUCCCACUGGAACGGACCACUGCCCGUUUGUAAAGUUAAUCAAGACAGCUUUGAACACGCUCUAGAAGCAGAAGCGGCAGCCGAGACAUCAUUGGAAGGGGGCAAUAUGGCGCUGGCCAUCUUCAUCCCGGUCCUCAUCAUCUCCCUGCUGCUGGGCGGAGCCUACAUUUAUAUCACCAGAUGUCGCUAUUACUCCAACCUGCGCCUGCCCCUGAUGUACUCGCACCCCUACAGCCAGAUCACCGUGGAAACCGAGUUUGACAACCCCAUCUAUGAGACAGGGGAGACCAGAGAGUAUGAAGUUUCCAUCUAA